UAGUGUCAACUAUUUUCGCUAACAGCACAUAAUGGAUCUCGAUCUCUAGUGAUAAGCAGAGACUGACAAGUGUUUUGAUCAUCGUCUGCACAGUUGUGGGCAUCUUCUGUCAAGGCCGACUAUCUGUGACAGAACAUGAAUCAGUUAUUGAGUUUUGUCAUCAUUGCCACCAUAAUGUUGGUGGCUGCACAGAACUGCCAUUGUGAGACAAAAGUGCAACAAGCCAGGGGAAAAAUAAUUCAGACACCAGAACUGUGGGGUGCUCUUGGCUGUAUUAUAACAGAUGAUGACACGACCAAGUGCAUCAGGGACCACACUAUCACCGUUGGUAGGAAGGAUGAGGAUGAUGCAAGUGAUGAGGAAGUGAAUGUCUCCUCAGAAGACAAUAGUCCAGGAUUAUUUGAUGCCAUUAGUGCAUUUGUGAAUGAUGGAAUCUUCAGGUUCUUUGAAGAUGGUGAAAAGGACAAAAACGAAGAGACUGAUUCUCAAAAUGAUUCAGAUGAGCAUUAUGAUGAUACCGAUGAUGAUGAUGAUGAUGAUUAUGACGAUGAUGAAAACGGAGGUGGUGGUGGUGGUGAUGACGCAGACGAUGAUGACGAUGAAGAUGAUUACGAUUCUAAUGAAGAUCUGGAUGAUACAAGCAACUUUGUGAGCACAUCCAACAGGACCACUUCAGUGGCCAUAAAAAGGAAAAAUAAAAGAAGUGUCGAAGCUGAAGAAAGCAGGAGGAGGAGAAGAAAGGGAGACAAGAUGAUGAAGCUAAUGAUGCUGGGAAUGAUGCUAAAAUCUAAAUUGAAUACCAUCAUGAUGGUGUUUGGUGCUUUCAUGCAACUCAAAUUCUUUGCUCUGUCAAUGCUGAACCUGCUAGUUGGAUUGGUACGUCUAUAUAUAGACCUCACAAAGAAAAAGGAGCCACAGAAAGUGAUCUACUAUGAGCAGGCUCACCACCAGCAUGUGUAUGACCAGCAGCAUGAAGACAAGGGUUGGCUAGGAGGCUGGCUCUCCAAGAAUGAUGAUACUUUCAGUCAUGACAUAAAUGGUGAUCCACACAGCAUGGCAUACUAUGCCCAGAAACCAAUGACAUAA
This is a messenger RNA of Zootermopsis nevadensis, 1086 nucleotides long. RefSeq lists its product as uncharacterized. The record is from RefSeq and is a predicted model, not a curated record. Lineage: Eukaryota; Metazoa; Arthropoda; Insecta; Blattodea; Termopsidae.